UUGAGUAACGGGAGCCUCUCUCUCUCUCUCUCCUUCUCCCUCCCGCUCGCCCUCCGUUGGCCAUGCUCUCCCCCUCCCUCUCUAUUCCUCUCUUUGCCUCUCCCUCCCUCCCUCUCUCCCUCCCUCCCUCUCUUGUCCCCUGCCUCCUCUCCUCCUCCUGUGACUGCUCACACCUGCCUCGUCUUCUGUACACUUUUUUUUUUUUUCCAGCACAAUUACCCCUCGGCCUCCUGAGCGCACACUGCAAACAUUUCCCCUUCUGGAUUUUGGGAGACAAACACGCAGAAGCACCUUGCUAAAAAGAACACAGGCCCCCCAUCAGCAGCAUGAAGUCGGCGUGUCUCGUCCUGCUCCUCGGCACGGCCUGCUGGGCCCUGCCCUUUCGUCAGUCGGGCUUCCUGGACUUCAUGGUGGAGGACGAGGCGGGCUCGGGGCUGCCCGAGGAGACCGCGGAGCCGGCACCGCCCAUGCUGCCAGUCCCAGAGGGACCCAUGUGCCCCUUCAGGUGCCAGUGCCACCUGCGAGUCGUGCAGUGCUCCGACUUGGCCCUGAAAAAUGUCCCAGAAAAAAUUCCUGCAGACACCACGCUGCUUGACCUGCAGAACAACAAGAUCAGCGAACUUCGAGAGAACGACUUCAAGACCCUGAAGGGCCUACAUGCCUUGAUCCUCGUGAACAACGUAAUCACCACCAUCCAUCCCAAAGCCUUCAUGCCUCUGGGCAAGCUGCAGAGACUCUACCUCUCCAAGAACCUGCUGAAGGACAUGCCACCAAACAUGCCCAAGAGCCUGCAGGAGCUGCGCAUCCACGAGAACGAGAUCUCCAAGAUCAAGAAGUCCGCCUUCGAGGGCAUGACCCACGUCAUAGUCAUGGAACUGGGAUCAAACCCUCUGACGAGUUCUGGGAUUGACAGCGAGGCCUUUGCCGAUCUGAAACAGGUCUCUUACAUCCGGAUUGCUGACACCGGCCUUACCGAGAUCCCCAAAGGCCUUCCCAGCUCCAUGUCUGAACUCCAUCUGGAUGGGAACAAGAUCACCAAAGUCCAGGCAGAGAGCCUCAAGGGUCUGAAAAGCCUGGCCAAGUUGGGUCUGAGCCACAACGAGAUCAGCGUGGUGGAGAACGGAACCAUGGCCAUGGUGCCACACCUGCGUGAGCUGCACCUGGACAACAACGCUCUGACCAGCGUACCCUCGGGCCUGCCUGACCACAAAUACAUCCAGGUUAUCUAUCUCCAUAGCAACAAGAUUGCUGCGGUAGGAACUGAGGACUUCUGCCCCCCUGGUUUCAACACCAAAAAGGCCAUGUACUCAGGGAUCAGCCUGUUCAGCAACCCCGUACCCUACUGGGAGAUUCAGCCAAUCACUUUCCGUUGUGUCUUUGACCGCUCCGCCAUCCAGCUCGGAAACUACCGGAAGAAGUAGAUAGUUAGUGGCUGAAGACCAUUUCCUAUGACUGUGCUGCCCCCUCUUCCCCCCCCCCCCCCCCAACCCCGCCCCCCGCCCCCUCGCCCCCCAGAGUCUUUGUACUGCACACCCCAUAAAGCAAUAACUAGAAAGACAGAUCCAACUCCAUAUUUUUUACACAAUCCUGAAAAUCACAGCAACUCACAAAACACAUAACUGACAUCUUUUGGCUAGUCUGGGUCAGUCCUUACAGUAGAAAACUACAAUCCCCAAUGGUAUCCAAGUGUACGGUUGUACAUGUUCACAUCACACUUUAGUGGAAUCUAGGGUGGUGCGGAAGAAGAUAAUGGAAAAGACAACAGCAGGAGAUUUCAAGAAAAAAAGAAAUAUUUCAAAAAUGUAAAAAUUAACACUUAAAGGUAAUGAACAGCAACAUUUUGCCCUAUAACUCCCACAUUGGUCAGACAAAAACUGGAAAAUGAUGAAAACAUUUUAGCUAUGCUGAGUCUCUAGGGCCUAAGUGCCUAAUCAUAUUAACUAUCCCUCUGAUAAUUUCAUCAGCUGGCCUGCAGAGCGGGCAGCAAAGGGUUAACUUGCAUCUCAUCAACAAUAUCAACGGCAAGAACUGGUGUACAAGAAUGUACUAGAAUAUCAUGUAUUUAGAGGUAGUGUUCAAAGUGUACUACGGGGAUAGGAGUACACCCUGACAUGUACCAUUUUCUUUUCGUAUUGUAGUUAGUUGAAGUAGAAAAAGUAGUUUUUAUUCUGCCAAAUUUCUAUAUCUUCUGCUUGCUUUACAUGAUUCUCGAAAAAAAUAAGAAAAGUUUUUGUACUCCCCUGUGUUUAAACAUUUCAAAUGUUUUAUUUUUUAUAAUAUGCUGAACAACUCCAAAUCAUCAAUGUAUUGUAACGAGCAGUUGAAAAUAAAACCAGGGCAAGCAGAUAGAAUAAGCUGCGUACAUUUUCACGAAAGGUCUUUCACACAGACCUGUUCUCAUACAUUCGCUUUUCGACCGACCUUGGAUUAUGGAUUGCAGUGUUUGUGAUUUGUUGUUUGUUUAUUUGUUUGAUAUCUUUAAGUUUGAAGACUGAGGGAAGCUGGCUGCAGGAUGAUCACGCCCACCAUGCUGAUGUUAGUUUGAAUGUUCUGUGUAUAGAUGCUGUAUAUACAGGCUGUAUAAUACCUUUUUAUUGUUUUCAAGCAUUUCUUGCAGUAGUUCAGACUGAACCUAUCAGUGACUUAGGUGAAUCUCUCGAUCAGGGACUCUGCCCGAGGUGUCACUAACCUGAUAAAAGUCAGAUAAUAAAAAAGAAAAAAAUGCAAAAUAAAUUAUUGCAUUCCACAUGAGGAUUGAUUCUCUACACCCAGUCAGACACAACUACUUGCAUCUAUGAUUAAUUGCCCCACCACUAGAAGGUUCAACAGCAUCAUCUUCACAGAAGAAGGCAGACAUCGGCAAGCGAACACUUUAUACUGUGCUCCAUGACACUUUAUGAACACUGGCACAUGCCCAUAAAACUGAGAAAGAGACCCAACAAUUAACGACAAUAUAUUGCAUUUUCCAAAUAUUUUCGGAACCCUAGUGUUUUGUCAUCUCAGGCUAAAUUUUAUUUCUGAAUUUACGACUUGUGACUCAGUUGACUCACACACAGAGGGGUUGUCUUCCCCGUGUGACGACUGAAAUUAACGAGGAACGUGAGGACAGCCAGUGCCUUGUGGUAUUAAUCUUCAGUACUUUGAAAAUAUCUUCUGUUUUUUUAAAAAAAAAUAGUUGUCUUUCUGUUUGAAUUUGUGUAUAUUUCACCUCAGUGUCUUUAUAGUGUGAUAAGUAACUGACAGGAGAAAAGAGCAUUUCUCCAGUGAAUAGAGAAAUUUUAGCAGAUGUCCAGACUUGAGGCCAGAACAUAACCCUGAGGUCUGCAUCCAAUAUGCCAGAACAGAGGCAAAAAGAACAUCUGAGAGCAUUCAGUAGGCACAUAAAACAUUAACCAUAGAUCAUGCUUUGAGUUUUGUGCACAUAAAAAGAUUGUAAUAAAACUACAUAUAACCAUUUUGUAUAAAAUUUAUAACUUAAAAUUGGAUAAUAUUCUAUUCCGGUUGUGGUAGUCUUUCCUUUCUGAUAUUAAAAUAUAUAGCGAUUACAUGAA
Anguilla rostrata (American eel) is the source of this 3551-nucleotide messenger RNA. It is a transcript of the gene dcn, whose product is annotated as decorin. Gene Ontology annotation, molecular function: protein binding. NCBI's taxonomy places the organism in Eukaryota, Metazoa, Chordata, Actinopteri, Anguilliformes, Anguillidae. The record is from RefSeq and is a predicted model, not a curated record. The transcript is spliced from 8 exons. The coding region runs from base 327 to 1421 and encodes 364 amino acids.